AUGGCCCGCACACUUGUGAGAUUGCAGCGGUCAACUGCGACGACUGGCGUACAUGAAGAAGAUGAAAAUCGCGCAAGCCAGGCCUGUUGCGUCAAGACGUACACGGCUUCGAGGCAGUGCACACUGACCCAUGGAUUACCCCUCGCACACCUGAAUAUUAGACGUGCCGGCCUCGUGAAGAGAUUCCGAGAUUCGUCGUCCCCAAGCCCGCCCAGCUCGCUGUUGUGCUGCCCAUCGCGGAUACCGGCCACGCAGCCCUCGCCCAGCCUUCGACAUCAUCUGCCGCUGAUCCGCAUUUGCUCGGCACGCGUGCACAGCCACUCUGCUGUGGCUCCCGGACCCCGUGGUGGGAAGCAAUUUGAAGCCGCCCCAGACCUCACCGCGACGGCGUUUGUCAGCCCGCCCACGCCUUCCACACUGCGCGCGCCUGCCCGACCUGCCCGUUUGCGCCUGGCGACGAGUCCUUCACAGUCACCGUGUUUCUGCACUACAAAUCGCCCCACGCGCGCCUUCCGAACCUCAUCUCCACCACCACCCGCCGACGCAGAUACGCCGUUUUGA
Alternaria rosae is the source of this 561-nucleotide messenger RNA. RefSeq lists its product as uncharacterized. Lineage: Eukaryota; Fungi; Ascomycota; Dothideomycetes; Pleosporales; Pleosporaceae. The coding region runs from base 1 to 561 and encodes 186 amino acids. The record is from RefSeq and is a predicted model, not a curated record. The transcript has a single exon.